Messenger RNA from Xyrauchen texanus (razorback sucker), 1885 nucleotides. RefSeq names its product DNA-(apurinic or apyrimidinic site) endonuclease 2-like. Gene Ontology annotation, biological process: base-excision repair. The record is from RefSeq and is a predicted model, not a curated record. Gene Ontology annotation, molecular function: double-stranded DNA 3'-5' DNA exonuclease activity; DNA binding; zinc ion binding. The transcript is spliced from 6 exons. Gene Ontology annotation, cellular component: nucleus. Lineage: Eukaryota; Metazoa; Chordata; Actinopteri; Cypriniformes; Catostomidae. The coding region runs from base 40 to 1752 and encodes 570 amino acids.
UGCGCCCCAAACCAGUCCGACAUUGUUUGACAGUGAAACAUGAAGAUUGUAACAUGGAACAUAAACGGUAUAAGAACAUUUAAAAAUGGCAUCAAGAAAUCUCUAGAUUCAUUCGAUGCUGAUAUCAUCUGCGUCCAAGAGACAAAAGUUAAUCGUGACCUGUUGGAUGAAAAGACCGCGAUUGUCGAUGGCUACAACUCCUACUUCAGUUUUAGCAGAGGACGAAGUGGAUACUCUGGUGUUGCGACCUACUGUAAAGAUACUGGUACUCCAUUCCUGGCUGAGGAAGGAUUGACAGGUCUGCUCACCAGUCAUGGAGAGGCUAUUGGUUGCUAUGGUGACAAGGCAGCGUUUUCUAAUGAGGAGUUGCUGGCCCUAGACAACGAGGGAAGAGCUGUCAUCACCCAACAUCAAUUCAUUGGCAUUGACAGACCGGAGAAGCUGACUGUGAUUAAUGUGUACUGCCCCCGUGCUGAUCCAGACAAACCAGAGAGAAAACAGUACAAGCUCCAGUUUUACAGGCUCCUACAGAGCAGAGCUGAAGCUAUCUUGAGCACAGGGAGCCAUGUGAUCAUCUUGGGGGAUGUAAACACUUCUCAUCGACCCAUAGAUCACUGUGACCCAGAUGAUGUGGAUAACUUUGAAGAUAACCCUGGUAGGAAGUGGCUGAAUCAGUUCCUAUUUGGAACAGCAGAAAAUGGUAAUGCUGAAGAUGAAUUUGCAGACAUCUCCCAGAAAUCUGCCUCUGAAGGCAAAUUUGUGGACUCUUUUCGUCAUUUCCACCCUAAUAGGUCCAAUGCCUUCACAUGCUGGUCUACACUCACAGGUGCCAGGCAGACCAACUACGGCACACGGAUCGACUACAUCUUCUCCAACCGCUCUCUGGUGGAAACAGCUUUUAUUGGAGUGGAUAUCAUGCCUGAGGUGGAGGGAUCCGAUCACUGCCCAGUAUGGGCACAGCUCAGCUGUACCCUCCUGCCUAGUCCCAAGUACCCACCCCUGUGCACACAUCACAUGCCAGAAUUCACUGGCAGACAGCAGAAACUCUCACGCUUCUUAGUCAAAGUUUCUGAAAAACAGAACAUCUCUAAAGAAUCUGAAGAGAGACUUCCUGGAUCACAAGAUGCUGGGGAAAUACGGGAAAACCUGAAUCCUCUAGUACAUGGGGAAAAUGUUGCAAAGAAGAGACCCACAGAUAGAGAGGCAGAGACAAUUGCACACAAAGCCAAAAGAAGCAAGCUGACAAAAACAGAAAGUAAGCAAAAGGGCAGCCUUUUAGCCUUUUUUAAGCCUAAACAAACACCAAUGAACAUGAGUCCAAAACAAGCAGAAUACUCUGAUCGUGGGAGAGGUGCUGAGAGUUCAGGGUGUCAGAUCACCAAGCCUGGACCUACUGAUGAAACAGACUUCAAUGCUACCUACCACAGUGGUGUGCAAAAGGAAACGCAUCUCUCAUUGGUAACAGGAGCAAAGAUUGAAAAUCAGUAUGAAGUUGAAAAAGAAUCUAUGCCUGUAGACAAGUCAAAGGACUGUAAGAAAUGGCCGUCCUCUGGCUUUUGGAAAUCAGUUUUACAUGGGCCUCCUCAGCCGCCACUCUGCAAAUCACACAAUGAGCCCUGUGUCCUACGGACUGUAAAAAAGGCAGGGCCUAAUUUAGGCCGGCAGUUUUUUGUUUGUGCCCGUCCUCAAGGUCAUGCCUCCAAUCCUCAGGCCAGGUGCAAUUUUUUUGCCUGGGUUGAAAAGGGAAAGUAGAUUAAACUCAAAGUAAUCUGGAGACUGUUAAAUAUUUAAUUGUAUGUAUUUGCAUUAUAUGUAACAUUUUUACUGUCCUACUUGAAUGAGAAUUUUGAAAUAAUACAUUUUACUGUUGAAAUAAAGAAUGUUC